GUGGUUGAGGAGGCCGAAGAUGAUGAUAAGGAGGUUCGGGAUUCAGAUGAUGAGGGUGAGGAAGCUACACAUGUACUGACAAUGACCCCUACCAAUGUUCCUUUGCUGUUGGAUCGAGAAUGGGUGAGCAGUGACAGUGGGGAGGAAGGAGGGCCUGAAAAAUCGAUUGACCUUAGGAGGUCAACAAGGGCAAAGAGUUCCACAAUUAAAUCUCCGUGGAUAGAAUUCAAGGCAGCUCCGAGGACGAAGAGGCCAAAGGAGGAAAGGGACAUCUUUUUCACUUUAAUAUCCCGUAGACCCAAGGGAGAGGAAGAGGGGAAUAUGACUGUCAUCAAAAUGUUUGAUGAAGAUAUAGACCGACAACAGCUGUUUUCCCUGGGUGGAGUGAACAGAGUAAAUAACAGGGUGCUUAAUUUGGUGUGCAAGGCAGUGAUGGAGGACAUGAAGGCAGAGUUGGGGCCAGGGAAGAGGCACAUUUUCGAUGUUGAUUUCAUGGUGAGGUUGCAUAAUUCCAAAUGCAAAUACCAAUGACAGCAAUUGAAUUGGAAAUGACUUGUUCUCUGUUAAUGGAUUAACAAUUUCAUGUCAUGCAGAACAUGAUGGCACAUGAUCCAACCUGGAAAG
Neltuma alba is the source of this 624-nucleotide messenger RNA. RefSeq lists its product as uncharacterized. The transcript has 3 exons. The record is from RefSeq and is a predicted model, not a curated record. NCBI's taxonomy places the organism in Eukaryota, Viridiplantae, Streptophyta, Magnoliopsida, Fabales, Fabaceae. Bases 82 to 531 code for a protein of 149 amino acids.